GUGAGUUUUUUUUUUAUGUUGGUCACUUUUAAUUGGCUUGGCUGUGAAUAUUUGUGGAAGGGCUGAGACCUGAGAGACUCUAAAAAUAGUCCCUUUUAUUUAUUGUAGAUUCUCUAAACCAAACGUAGGGUUUUUAGAAUGGCGUCAAAGGACAAGAUGAUUUGGACGGCUAGCGGAGAGAACAUGAUCACUUCCGACAUAGCAACGAAGAUGGAAGCUAUUCCGCCAGCGGCAAAGCAUAUGGUCGAGCUUUUAAGAUCCCAGGAUUCGACUGCCAGAGAAUAUUGGACAAGGACGGUGGUGGUCGCUAUCGGCGGUGCACUUCUCAAGCAGUGCGUAAUGCUUCUCAUUAGCGGGAUCGACGCUAGUGUAAUUUCAGAUGCGCUUCACAAGACUGCUGCUAAGGCCGUUGAGAUCUUGAACGCCAUGGCUGUUAGCGGAGGUGGUGCUCCAGUGAUUGAGCUUUCAAGACAGCUUAGUGCGUGGGCUAAGGUUCUCCAUGGGAUGGAAAGCAACUGUGUCAAGUCUUUCGCUGAAGCCCUCGAGGCUAUCCCUUACACUAUUGACAUUGUGACUGAACUCAGGAACAAGCAUGCUCAAGGUCACAUCACUAAUAUCUUGGAGGAGAAGGUGGUUCAGCCCCUGCUUGUUAGUGCCAGCGGGAUCACUUUCGCAAUUGAAGUCAUAACAAGAGUUUUGAAUAAAUUAAAUGCUAGAAACAGCAGCUGAUACUGUCUCAACAUUGACUAACAUUAUGUUAUGGUGUUUUGCAUGUUUCUUUUGUUUCUGUGGAAUUGAAAUUUUUGUCCAAAUUUAAUUAGCUAAGGUUUUAUAUUAUUAGAUGUUAAGUGGCAUAUGAUAAAAA
This is a messenger RNA of Brassica napus (rape), 865 nucleotides long. RefSeq names its product T-complex protein 1 subunit delta. Gene Ontology annotation, biological process: protein folding. Gene Ontology annotation, molecular function: ATP-dependent protein folding chaperone; ATP binding. The record is from RefSeq and is a predicted model, not a curated record. The transcript is spliced from 2 exons. NCBI's taxonomy places the organism in Eukaryota, Viridiplantae, Streptophyta, Magnoliopsida, Brassicales, Brassicaceae. Gene Ontology annotation, cellular component: chaperonin-containing T-complex. Bases 139 to 729 code for a protein of 196 amino acids.